Molecule: messenger RNA, 521 nt
Organism: Nematocida parisii ERTm1
Lineage: Eukaryota; Fungi; Microsporidia
Exons: 1
Coding region: 1-432 (143 amino acids)
Source: RefSeq, a predicted model, not a curated record
AUGAAUUGCUUAUUUUCCACUGAAAUAAAUAAAUUGGUUGAGUGUUUAGAGGCAAUGCAGACCACUGCGAGUAUCAGUCAAGUAAAAACAGCAGAAAAAAUAGCAAAGAAACUAGACUUGAUAUACAAUGUAGCAAUAAAUGGGUUUGAGAAAGAAAACAGAAGAAUAUCUGAGGAUAUAUACAAAAUUACCACAAGGCUAAUGGAAGAACUAGAAGAAAAAGAGCUGUUAAUAAAAGAGUGUAAAGAUAUGUUAAGUGAAACAAAAGAAAUGGAAAUAGAGGAGAUACUAUCAUACAGUAGAGUUUUAAGUAAGCACACAAAAUGCCCAUUGCUUUGGACUGAAGAUAUGGCAUUAGACAGACUUCCAGCAUACCCAACAGACAGUCUUAUACAACAGUCAUUAUUAAGAAUUAAACAAGUAAUGGAAUAGGCAUUAUAUCAUGGUAUAAAAUAUUCAUAACACUGCAUGUUUAAUACUAAAAUGCCCAUUAUACUGUUCUAUAAAAAUAGCUGUUACAA